GGUAACUUCAAUAUGCCUCCGAAGAAGAAGGGACAAGAUCAAUCGAGUAAAAAGACAGUUAACAAACAAAAGGAGAAGAUUAUCGAGGAUAAAACAUUUGGUCUAAAGAACAAAAAAGGCAAAAAGCAACAGCAGUAUGUAAAAAAUGUCACGCAACAGGUAAAAUUUGGUGGAAAUCCUAGUGCAAGAAAGUUAGCACAAGAAAAUGAUUCAAAGAAAAACCAACUGGAAAAGAAGAAGAAAGAAACAGAAGAAUUGAAUCAACUUUUUAAACCUGUUGCCACCAAACUUUCCAAAGAUGCUGACCCAAAAUCUGUGGUAUGUGCCUAUUUCAAGCAAGGUCUUUGUGGCAAAGGAGAUAAAUGCAAAUACUCGCAUGAUUUAACUCUGGAAAGGAAAGGAGAAAAAAGAAGUCUUUAUGUUGAUUCUAGAGAUGAGGAAUUAAAGCAAGAUACAAUGGACACUUGGGAUCAACAGAAACUGGAAGAAGUUGUUAAAAAGAAACAUGGUGAAAAAGAAAAGAAAAACACAACUGACAUUGUGUGCAAAUAUUUCCUCGAAGCCAUCGACAAAGCACUCUACGGUUGGUUCUGGACGUGCCCAAACGGAAACAAAUGCAUAUAUCGUCAUGCUUUGCCUCCGGGAUUUGUUUUGAAGAAAAAAGAGCAGAAAAACAAAGAGAAAGACGAGAUCUCGUUAGAGGAAUUAAUCGAGGAAGAGCGAGGGAAACUAGGCACGAAUUUAACAAAAAUCACUUUAGAAACUUUUACGACUUGGAAAAAGAGAAAGUUAAAAGAAAAAAAGGACAAUUACGAGAACGAGACGAAAAAGAAAAAGGAGGCGUUUAAAACGGGAAGAAUUGUUGGAAAGAUUAGUGGAAGAGAAGUUUUCCAGUUUCGUCCCGAACUGGUUACUGAUGAUGCUGAUGAUGAAGAGGAAUCAUUUGAUAUUACACAAUACAGGCAUGAAGAGGAUGAUGAUUUAUGUGAUGACGAGACAAAGAUUGUAGAGCUUUCUCUCGAUUCUUUUAACACACUGGAAUAUAACGAGAAUGGAUUGCCGACAGCGAAUAAAGAUAGCACAAAAGAGAUAGUUGUGGACAAUGGUGGAUUAGCGAUGGCUUGUGCUGUGGACGAUACAGGUCAGGCGAUAGGACCAACUGUUGACGGGGUACCUGUAGAUCAAAGUCUAUUCGAGGAUUUAGAUGAUCUUGAUUUAGAGGAUGAGGAUCUCGUAGAUUGAGCCAAAAUAAUGAGUUAUAUUAACUAUCAAACUCUGAAAUAAGAUACACAUGUCAGAUAGCCCAUUCACAAAUCCUUUUUCUAGUUUCAGUAUUUUAAAGUAUGCUUACAAUUAGGCGAAUUGCGAAAGCCAGGAAACUAAUUCUGUGACACAAUUGACGUCUAUAUAUUUCAAAUUUUAAUAUCUGCGAUCAAUGAACCAGCAGGAAGUCGUAAUCGAAAUAUAAAUAUUAAAGCCAAGCGUGUAAUGCGUAGAACAGCCAUAAAGAAAAAAAUAUAUGUUAUUUUUUUUCUUUGUCGCUGUUUUGCGCAUAAUAUGCUGGACUUUAAUAUUUAUAUUUUCGAUGAGGAAGUCUACUUGAAAUUGAAAACAGCCCAAUUGCAAACACAUCACCGAUGGUCGAUGUUUUUUUUGUGUUUUGUAAUAUUGUGAUAAGAUUAUAUAUAUUUUAACCUGUCAUGUUCACCUUAUUCAGAAAAUUACAUGGUUGGCAAUUGAUGUGGACAUAUUUCACUCAAGCUAGUGUUAAAAAUUCACCAAAAAUUACCAAUUUGGCGGAUAAAAAAAUUGUUAUCGGUGUCUUUCACUGAUGUAGAGAGUGAAUGCUUUUGUCACUUCCCGGUAUUCAACAAUUUUUCCCAGUUCACCUUUAAUUGGCCUGGGUUAGCCAGCUCAUCUUUCAUGUUUGUAAGGAAAUGCAACUGACUUGCUGCCCAAAAGUUAAUGACUUCCUUUGUAGGAUAUGCGUUACAGCACGCAUUUCAUUUGAGUGGCUCAUCCGUUUUUUCCUUUACUCAGAAAUUAUCUGUGUAUGUCUGUAUUUUCGUGCUUUGAUCGGUACAAGAACUAUUUCUGAAGAUUGUUGUUCAGCAUACUUUGAUACUGUUACUGCUGUAAAUCAACCAUAUCAUGGCAACCGAUGCAAAAGCUUACAAAGAGCUUAGUGAACCACAAUAUAAAAUGGGAUGUGCUUUCAUUGAUGAGCAAAAAUUGUUAAAGGAUCAAGAGUCUUAGAUAUGGGAUGUGGUACUGGUGAAAUAUCAAAGUAUAUCUCAGACCUUGUAGGAUGUGAAGGGCAUAUAGUGGGAAUUGAUCCCGACGAAGCACGUAUCAAGCUUGCACAGGAAAAUUACAAAGAUGUUAAGCAUCUCCAGUUCUUCGUCAGCGAUAGUGUUAAAGGUUUUCCCCACGAAGAUGAGCCUUACUAUGAUUUUCAUGUCUCAACGAAUGCAUUUCAUUGGCUUCCUCAUGAUCAUAAGAAAAUUUAUUUGAAGAAGGUGUUCAAUUCGUUGAAGCCCGAUGGCAAACUAGCAAUUUUGUGUGGUAUUAAACUGAGCUUUGACAAGGGUGAAUCGAAAAAUGUUGGUUUGCAUAUGCUAUCUUUAGAUGAAUUUAGGAAGCUAUUUGACGAUGUUGGCUUUUUCCCAAACGCUGUUGUGAAUGUACCCUAAAAUCGAUGCAUUUUAAAUCGGAAGAUGUUUUUAAACGUUGGUUCAAGGCUUCCACACAUCAUGAAAUGGAAGAGAUGGGCGAAGAUGCAAAAGCUAAAGGCGACGAGAUGACAACGUAUCAUGAUGAUGGAAGUAUGACAAUUCGUGCUCCAUUUGCUGUAAUUACUGCAAGCAAGUCGUGAACAAUAGUUGAUUACAGUUCUUUAGAGGCUUGUUUUCAAAACUUUUUUCGCAUUAUUUUGCUUGUUCCUGUAAUUAAUUUUCCCUAGUUUUCAUGUCUAUGUCGGAUGUAUGGACAUACUAGGGACAAAUGAAAGUAUUAAGCAUUUUGUAAAAUUUUGUUAAUUAUAAAAUUGUAUACCAUACUCUAAACUCGACACUCGCAUUAAAUCAAAGUUCAGAUUA
Molecule: messenger RNA, 3098 nt
Organism: Xenia sp. Carnegie-2017
Lineage: Eukaryota; Metazoa; Cnidaria; Anthozoa; Malacalcyonacea; Xeniidae
Product: zinc finger CCCH domain-containing protein 15-like
Exons: 12
Coding region: 13-1242 (409 amino acids)
Biological process (GO): cytoplasmic translation
Cellular component (GO): cytosol
Molecular function (GO): metal ion binding; mRNA binding
Source: RefSeq, a predicted model, not a curated record